Chenopodium quinoa (quinoa) is the source of this 1573-nucleotide messenger RNA. RefSeq names its product GDSL esterase/lipase 4-like. The transcript has 5 exons. Lineage: Eukaryota; Viridiplantae; Streptophyta; Magnoliopsida; Caryophyllales; Amaranthaceae. Gene Ontology annotation, biological process: lipid metabolic process. Gene Ontology annotation, molecular function: lipase activity. The record is from RefSeq and is a predicted model, not a curated record. Bases 144 to 1259 code for a protein of 371 amino acids.
AAUCCACAUUCCCACGUCUCUAACAAAGCAUAAACGUGUUCUCAAUAGCCAAUUCUAUUACACCUUUACCAACCAUUUUCAAGAAAUAUAACAAUACAAGUUGGUUUUUAUGCGCAAACUUAGCAUACUUGACAUUAUUCUUCAUGGCAGCAGCAACAACAACAACAGCAAGAAGUAGUAACAUUUUGCCUACACUAUAUGCAACACUACUCAUUGUAUCCCUUACUACUUGCAAUGCCAAGAAUCUCUUAUACGUGUUCGGCGAUUCGCUAUUCGAUGCCGGUAUGACUUUGUACACCGGUGUUGCGGGAGAUGGUGCUGAAUUCUGGCCUUAUGGUCGGACUUACUUUAAGAAGCCUGCUGGGAGGUAUUGUGAUGGGCGUGUCAUCCCGGAUUUCUUAGCUGAAUAUGCGGGGUGGCCGCAUCUGCAGCCGUAUUUGCAACCAGGGUUUGAUGAUUAUACCAAAGGAACUAGUUUUGCUGCUGCUAGUGCUUGUGUUCUGGUUGAAACUCGUCCUGGAAAGAUAAAUUUGGCUUUGCAAAUGUACUACUUUGUUCAAAUGGUGCGAAAAUUGAAACAGCAAGUUGGAGAAUCAGAGGGCAACAAGCUGUUAUCUAAGGCAGUCUACUUGAUUGACAUCGGAGGAAAUGACUACUUUAGCAUUUUUGAGCCGAAUAAGACUAACCUUCCACAGCUUCCUCUCAAUCCUCAGUCCAAGAAAGCUUACGUUAAUCUGAUACUCAGUGAACUCACCACCCACAUUUAUACACUUUACAACAAAGGAGCACGGAAAUUUGCAUUUCCUAACAUUGGUCCUCUAGGGCACUUCCCCUCAAUGAAGACCCUUUGUAUGCUACGACCCGAAAAGAGCUGUUUAGCUGAUCUAGACGAGCUAGCUAGGAUGCAUAACGCUGCAUUUGCUAAGCUGGCUAACAAAUUGCAAAAACGAUUACCAGGGUUCAAAUACUCAAUAUACGACUUCUACACCGCUGUAGAUCUCCGUGUCCUCAAUGCUUAUAGUUAUGGAUUUAAGGAAAGUAUAACAGCAUGCUGUGGAAGUGGAAUGUACAACGGUGACUUCACUUGCCAAAAGACGGAGCACAGCUUCUCAGCUUGUAGUAAUCCACCCGAUUAUUUGUGGUUUGAUGCCGGUCAUCCUACCGAGAAAGCCAACCAGCAAUUUGCAUAUGAAAUGUGGUCGGGAGGACUCGACGUUGUAGCUCCUUACAACCUGAAGAGUUUGUUGGCCAUGAGUUGAAUUAAAGCUUCACACAUUGCUGGUAGCAAUCGAUGAAACAAGGUGUCAUUCGAUAAUAAUAGUGAGAUAUAUACUACUUGUAGCAUGUGCGGAAAAAGUUGUCACAUUUGCUGUUUGUAUUACUUGGUAAAUGUUAUCAUUAUACCGUUUGUAGAUUGAGUGCUUAGGAAAAGUAUGAAAAUAGUCCAACAAUUGUAAAGGGCAUGUAAAAUUGUGUCAUUUUUUUUUGUCAUGAAGGUCUUAGGAAGACAAUAUAACUAGUAUUUCCAAAUGGAAUCCAAAUAUUUAUUCAACAAAGAUUCUUUUUAUCUUUA